Molecule: messenger RNA, 723 nt
Organism: Anisakis simplex (herring worm)
Lineage: Eukaryota; Metazoa; Nematoda; Chromadorea; Rhabditida; Anisakidae
Source: the annotation of a GenBank genome assembly
AUGUUGUGGCGUUCUCAGACACACCGUAUCGGCCGACGGUGUGCACGUAGCGGACGUCCGGGCAAAAAUUUGCUGCUGUUAACCACUGAAGAGAGCGGUUACGUUGAAUUCAUAUCCAAAUAUGAGAGUUUGCGUAUGGAAAACAUUAAAAUCAAAACGUCGAAUGCGUUGAAAGCUGAAGAAUUACGAAUUAGGACCAUCAAAAUGGCCGUCCAAGAUCGCGAUAUCCUGGAAUGUGGUACCAGAGCGUUUGUAUCGAUGAUCGAAUCGUAUGUGAAACACGAUUGUGGUAUUGUUUGUGGGUUGAAAAAUUUAAAUGUGGUCGGUCUAGCGCAUGCGUACAGCUUGCUGAGGCUACCUCGAAUGCCCGAGUUGAAAGACCGCGAUUUGAGCGCAUUCAAACGUUCUGAUGAAAUUGAUACAUCGCAAAUAAAAUUCCAGCAGAAAUCAAGGGAAAUUCAACGUCUGAAGCAACGAAAACUGAAAAAUGAGGAAAAAUCACUGGAAAAAGCGCAGAAAAAUGCAUCCGAAAAGAAAAAAGAAAUGGAAAUGGAAAAUGCAAUGGAAAGCAAAAGGAAAAGAAAAAUUUCUAAAGAUGAUGACAGCACAAAUAAUAGUAAGGAAGAGGACUGGGAGGAAAUGGCUAGCGAUAUGGCAUUGUUGAAGAAGUUCAAGAGAGGACGACUCUCGAAAAAGGAAUUAUCUGAGCUUCUAGACGAUUAA